Paramisgurnus dabryanus is the source of this 2554-nucleotide messenger RNA. RefSeq lists its product as uncharacterized. Gene Ontology annotation, cellular component: nucleoplasm. Gene Ontology annotation, biological process: regulation of cytokine production; negative regulation of transcription by RNA polymerase II; regulation of immune system process. Lineage: Eukaryota; Metazoa; Chordata; Actinopteri; Cypriniformes; Cobitidae. Gene Ontology annotation, molecular function: DNA-binding transcription repressor activity, RNA polymerase II-specific; RNA polymerase II cis-regulatory region sequence-specific DNA binding. The record is from RefSeq and is a predicted model, not a curated record.
AUGGAUUCCAUAUUCACAUCCACUCUCUCCUCCAGUAUAACUGGUGACACUCUGAUUAUUGGAAAUUCUUCUUCUGUAUCUCUUAAGUCCACCAAACGACCACGCUCAACGUACUCUCUGUGCCCACUUGACAUCAACCGACUUCUCAUAUUCACCAGCCCUUGUCCCCCUUCAUGGACAGAAGUGAAAGAGGAGAGUCAAGCUGAAGUGGAUGAGAAACAUCAGAUUGUAAAAAUAAACCAUAAUGUUUCACAGAAAGAAACUCUGAAGACAGAAGACAUAAAGUGUAAAAAUAGUUUCAGAGAAGAUGAACACCCUGAAGAUCACAAGAGGACUCACAGUGAGGAGAAACCUUUAACAUGUCAACAGUGUGGAAAGAGUUUCAGAAGAAAAGAUAACCUUAAAGCACACAUGAUGAUUCACACUGGAGAGAAACGACACGUGUGCCAUCACUGUGAAAAGAGUUUUACAACUGCAGGUAACCUUAAGACACAUGCGAGGAUUCACACUGGAGAGAAACCUUACACUUGUCAUCAAUGUGGAAAGAGUUUCUCUGUUGAACGUUACCUUAAAAUACAUGCAAGAAUUCACACAGGAGAGAAACCUUACACUUGUCAUCAAUGUGGAAAGAGUUUCUCUGUUGAAAGUAACCUUAAGGUACAUGCAAAGAUUCACACAGGAGAGAAACCAUUUGUGUGCCAAGAGUGUGGAAAGAGUUUUAUAACUGCAGCUGAACUUAAGAUACACAUGAGGUCUCACACCGGAGAGAAACCACAUCUGUGCCAUCACUGUGAAAAGAGUUUUAAAACUGCAGGUGAACUUAAGACACAUUUGAGAAGUCACACCGGAGAGAAACCUUACACUUGUCAUCAAUGUGGAAAGAGUUUCUCUGAUGAAAGUAACUUUAAGGUACAUGCAAGAAUUCACACCGGAGAGAAACCUUACACUUGUCAUCAAUGUGGAAAGAGUUACUUUGCUAAAAGUUACCUUAAAAUACAUGCAAGAAUUCACACAGGAGAAAAACCUUACAGAUGCCAUGAGUGUGAAAAAUGUUUCAGAACCAAAAGUAGCCUGAUAACACACAUGAAAAUUCACAAAGCAGAGAAACUUCACACGUGUCUUCAGUGUGGAAAGUGUUUCAGUAUGGAGAGUCAUCUUAAGAGACACAUGAUAACUCACAGUGAAAAGAAACCUCACGCAUGUUCUCGGUGUGAAAAGAGUUUCAGAGAUAAGUGUGAUCUUGAGAUUCACAUGAGAAGACACACUGGAGAGAAACCUUACAUGUGCUAUCAGUGUGAAAAAAGUUAUAUAAGUGAAAAAAAUCUUAAGACACACAUGAAAGUUCACACUGAAGGAAAACCAUUCACUUGUCAACAGUGUGGAAAGAGUUUUACAGUAAAGGGUACUCUUAACACACACAUGAGAAUCCACACUCGAUAGAAACCAUUCAUGUGUCAACAGUGUGGAUAUGAGAACAAAGAUUAGAAAUCAGCUGAGGUCUUAAUAAAACUGUGCGUAGGAUCCUUACUAAAAGUCUACAUGCGCACAAAUGCCCAAGAUGUCUGUACUUGUGUUCAUGUAGACUUGUAAAACGCCAUCAGUCACGGCCCAAGUACUGCUUCAAUUCCAACUUUGCAUCGUGCCAAGUUCAAAUAAGAUCCCUGGAUGUGUUCUUGAUCAGCUUAUUUUAUCGAGGAUGCAUCAGGAGGUGACGUGUGUGGACUUAUGACGGCCAAGUUUCCCAGAAUGCAUUUUGCAUCAGCGGCAAUGAAGCUUAAAACCUGCAAAAUAUUUGAAAUAUUACUCUUUCUGUGUCAUUAAAUGUAGCCAUUUAGACGGGAUAUAGAUAUGAAUAAACUUUAAAUCUGUGGUCAGUUAGUAAAGAUGGUGCCUAUAUAUUAAAAGAUUUUGAAUAUUUGAGAUCAAGGUGAUCAGCAGGCGGUCAGCGUCGUGUACACCGCCGAGGGCAGCCUUAUUUUGUCAAGUCCUUCUAAAAUGUGCCGCUAGCUCAGUGCAGCUGCUCUGCCCUUCAGUGUCUAAUGUGCAAACAUGAAAUAUUCACUUUUUUGCAAGUUCUCCCACUUAGCAUGUCCACUGUGAGACAUAAUCAAAAAAAUUCCACAAAUCACAAUGUAUAAUUUAACUAUUUUUUGUAUGAUACAGCUGCAAAUAAGUAUUUGAACACCUGAGAAAAUCAAUGUUAAUAUUUGGUACAGUAGCCUUAGUUUGCAAUUACAGAGGUGAAACGUUUCCUGUAGUUUUUCACCAGGUUUGCACACACUGCAGGAGGGAUUUUGGCCCACUCCUCCACACAGAUCUUCUCUAGAUCAGUCAGGUUUCUGGCCUGUCGCUGAGAAACACAGAGUUUGAGCUCCCUCCAAAAAUUCUCUAUUGGGUUUAGGUCUGGAGACUGACUAGGCCACGCCAGCACUUUGAUAUGCUUCUUACAGACCCAGCCUCGACCCAUCUUCAAUGCUCUAACUGAGGGAAGGAGGUUGUUCCCCAAAAUCUCGCAAUACAUGGCCCCGGUCAUCCUCUCCUUAAUACAGUGCAG